Vanessa atalanta (red admiral) is the source of this 4804-nucleotide messenger RNA. RefSeq names its product histone-lysine N-methyltransferase PR-Set7 (gene Set8). The record is from RefSeq and is a predicted model, not a curated record. Gene Ontology annotation, molecular function: protein binding; histone H4K20 methyltransferase activity. The transcript is spliced from 6 exons. Bases 338 to 1270 code for a protein of 310 amino acids. Lineage: Eukaryota; Metazoa; Arthropoda; Insecta; Lepidoptera; Nymphalidae.
GUGAGCUAAAGCGUCCAUUUUCUAAAAAGAAGUAUCAAUUUUGACAAUAGAAAGCAAUGUUUUACCGAUUUUAACUAAUUUUAGUGAGUGAAUAAUGUAUAAAAUGCGCCAAAUAAUCCUAUCUUAAUUAUACAAAUUUUUUGGUUACGUGUCAUUAUUAAAUAACAUAUUUUUAGAUGUUUAACAUAAAUUCAUCUAAUAUGACAAGGUCUAUUACAAAACAUUUGUAAUUCGAAUCUAUAUGAUCUGUCUAGUUUUGUUUGUAUGGGGUUAAGUUAAGUAUACUUUCGAUGGUGUUUUUGGAUUAUGAAACAGUGAUUUUCAAGUUCAAGUGGAAAUGGUUCGAGUUAAUAGCUUAAUGGCCUCCCAAGAAGGUGUAAAAACACCUCACAGGAUUGAAUUGUGUGAAGAGAAACAAGUUAAACCAGCAAAGAAUUAUAGAAAACGCAGGAUUAUUGUAACUGCACCUCUAAAGACUGAAAAUGAAGAAUUAAACUCUGAACCUCUCAUAAAGAAGACGGACUUAAAAUCAAAACCAUUAAAGGCUUCCAAUGGUAUUACAAACAUGACAAAUGGCAAUUCAGCACGAUCAAGGGCGGCUAGAGCUGCUGCUCGCUCUGCUGAGAGUCACAAACUCACAGAAUAUUUCAAAGAAGAGCUUAAAAGUCCUAAAGUAGAACAACUUCCUCCUUCACCUCAAUUAGAAAAAAAUAUAAAAACUGAUCAUAAAUCAAAUGGAAAUACAAAUCACAAACUCACAGAGUACUUUCCUGUAAGAAGGAGUGUGAGGAAAACAUCGAAAUGUGUAAUGGCCGAAAAAAUGAGAGAUUUGGAGAGAGCAAUAAGAGAGCAAAGGGAAGAUGGACUUCAGGUUGCGUCUUUCGACGGUAAAGGUCGCGGCGUGAUCGCAACUCGUUCGUUCGGACGCGGUCAGUUUGUGGUGGAAUACUCUGGAGAGUUAGUGGGAGUUGCAGAGGCUCGUGAGAGAGAACGCAAGUAUGCUCUGGAUCCAAGUGCCGGCUGCUAUAUGUAUUAUUUUCGACUUCAAGAUCAGCAGUAUUGUAUCGACGCGACGGCCGAAACGGGUCGACUGGGUCGGCUAGUGAAUCACUCCCGGAAUGGCAACCUGCUGACCAAGGCACUCUGGGUGGACGGGCCGCGCCUCGUGUUGCUCGCGGCGCACGACAUCGCGCCGGGCGACGAGCUCACCUACGACUACGGCGACCGCUCCAAGGAGUCGCUGCGACACCACCCCUGGCUGGCUCUUUGACCUGGGACUGUAUCAAGAAGCCUCAGUUGGACUUAAAACAAAUAUUUAUUGAUUUAACUUAGAUAAUAUAAAGUUUGUUAAAGAAGUUUUGUUUGAGAUUGCAUACUGCUAUAUUGUUAAGUAGUGAGAUGAGUGGCCUAACACAAGUUAUCUAAAUGGCGUAGUUGCCUCGUGCGCGCCAAAACCACCUUUUGCCAACUCAAAAUGUGUAUAUCGUAUUUAUAUAUACAUGGUGUAAUAAUUUUGUCAUUAUAUACUUUAAUAUUGUGUCCUUAAAAUAAUAUACAAGAUAUGUAACGUUCGAUUCGCAUGAUGUGUAUUGAUCAUCAGUAUUUUCCACAUAAAUGCUACAUAUGUAGUUAAUAAUAUUUUUUAGCCAAUUGUGCCUGCUUUGUAAGGCAGAGUCAACUGCUCAAUCAAAAUGUGUUCUUUUUUGUCACUGAUAAAUAUUGUUAGUUUAAUUAUUAUACUUAUAACAAUUAAAAAGAUGUUAUAGCUCAUUUAUUUUUGUUAUUUGAAAAGUUUUAUUUCAUUAUCAUAAUUAAUUUUGUAGUUUGGGAUGUAAAUCAAUCUGUUUUGUAUUAAAACUCAUAUUACACUAAACUUACAAAGACAUUUAUGAAAUAAUAAACAUUAUAGAAUCAUCAAUGAUAAUGUUAGCUUGAUUAUUUAAAAAAAAAAUCGAAUAAAAAAUAUACAAAGUCAAUUCUAUAACAGUUGGUCAAUGUUCAUUUAUGACACACUACACAAAUAAUAUAUAUAUUUUAACAUACAUAUUUAAACAUUAACAUAAUUUACAAAGUAAUUAGUUACAAUGUUUGAAAUUUAAAUAAUUCAAUACCAUCUCAUGAUAGAUAAAUAUUACCAAAUAAAGACCAUGAAUAUGAAAUUAGUAUGAUAAUAAUCGCCACUAGGAAAUAAGUGUACCAAGUUGACUCUGCCCUGUUUAUUGGUACUGCAUAAGAGCACACUGCGUCGUUCGUCUGUAUCACAUAAAUUAUAUUAAUUUUGCGUUCAAAUUUAGCAUUAAAAUUGUCAAAGCUAUUUGUUCAAAAUAAGUUACACUUCACAAAGAUACGAUUUAAGUAAAACAAUUUAUGAUAUAUCAGUAUUUAAUAUAUAUCCUUUUAUUUAAAUUUUUGUAAUUUGUAAAAAAAAUAAUUAUAUUUAAUAAUGACAGAUCGAAACUAGUAUAAUUUAAAAAUGUAACUUUUGGAUACUAAUUCACACGCUUCAUUGAAAUCGGUUUAAUGUCCAAUGUGUAUUGUUUUAUUAUCUUAUGAAAAAGUUCCUGUUAGAGAACAGUUCAUAAUAAAUAAGUGAUUUAGACAUUUAGUAAGGUACAAAUAAAUUUCAUACAAAAACCACUUGUCACAAGUGUGUCAAACACUGAUCGAAGUCAGAUUACUCAGAACUAUCAUUCAAAUGAAAUUUAUUAAUCUGAAUUUGAUCAUCGUUUCAUAAACUUGAGGUGUAUAAUAUAUAUUAGAUGUAGAACCAUUUUGAGAAUUUUUUGAAGCAUUCUAAUAACAUUUAUUUAAUGAAAUAUCCCAAAGUAUUUUUAUAACAUAUUGAUGAAUUUAAAUCUGCUUUCAUUUCUGCACUCUAGUAUUAGAUAUCUUUAAUAAUAAUUAUACACAGAUUAAAAACGAAAUAAUUAAUUAAUGUUGUAUUUAUAAUUUUUGAUUUUCAGGUAUUAUUUAGUUGUGUUACAAAUGUAAGGACUUUAUUACUCAAAUACGGUCAAGACACAAACUCUCGAAUAGUUUACGUAUUUAUCACUAGUUUAGAACUAUUUCGUAAGUAAAGUAAUUUAAUUAUGUGAAAGACACGAGGUUGUAAGUGUUGCUUACUUAUUAAAAAGAACAUUUACGGAGCCUGUUGAGUAAAUUAGCAUUUGAAUAUUUUAAAAUAUUUUUAGUUUUGUCAACAUUAUGAAUAUUUUAUAUUUUUAUUGCAUUGUAAUGAACAAAUACCCACCUGAAUAAGAUCCAUGUGGGUCGUAAUCGUCGAAGGGCGUUCCGUGACUAUCGUGCUUAAAGAAUGUAUUACAUUAAAAAAAUGGACGCCCUAUUUUAUCUGUCACUAUUCAAAAUAUUCUGGAUGGUCUUUGUUACUAUCGCUAUAAAUAUAAAAAGUCAUUACGUCCCUUAUUACCUUUGUAACAAUCGCUCUAACUAUGUAAGUCUGUUCAAGUCGUUUUAUAAAUUUAAUUUCAAAUGAACGUUUUCAGUCACGAGACUUUUAUUAGUUGAUUCUUGAUAAGCGUUUGUGAUAGAGGCUGCAACUUUUAUGUGUAAGAGAUAUGUUGUCCCAGACUAUGAAAAUCACGGAUAAAACUAUUUGAUGUAAACAUAAUCAAAACAAUCAAAGAUCUUACUAAUCGUUAUGAAGUAUUGAUCAAUUUAUAGACUGGGAUAGCGUAGCCAUGUAAACUAGAAGAAUUUUUAAUACAAUCAAUUUUUUAUAAUUAAUAAAGCUAUUAUAGCUGGUGAAAUAAAUUCACUAAAUUAUAUUUCGUAAUAAGUGUUGAUAUAUUGCAAGCGGUUGCGGUUUGUCAGUCGUUGAAAAUGUUUGCUACUUAGAAUAAGGACCCUCGACUAAAACUCUUGUUUCUUCCUUUGUUAAUUUUAAGCCAAAAAAUAACGACUGAUAGAUCUUUUAGUUAUUAGAAAACUUGUACCAAACAUACUAUUGGUUGAUUUUUUUAAAUAUAAUUAUAUAUAAAUAAUGCUGCUGGAUUAAUGAUUAAAUUUUAUACCUUAGUUUCAUUGUUUAAAAAAAAAAAAACAAAUAUUUUCUUUUACCGUCACACUUCUUUCUCUAAAUUAAGGCAUUUUAAGACUGAAUUUCUGGCAUUUAAAAGUUACACUUUGCUAAAUUUUUUUUUGUAUCGAUUUAAAAACUUUCUAUGUUUUGUUCGUUUAAGAAAUCCAGCAACAUUAUCGCUAUGAAUAGCAUUGCUUUUUGUAGUUCCUAUACUCAUUUGAUAAUACCGUAACGCCUUUUGUGAUCAACUAACCUUACUAUUAUAAUACUGCCUUCGACAAAAGGCUAUAUUUUAUUACUAAUCUGAGGUAAAUCAAUGUAAUACUUAAAUAAACUCUGUUAAAUUUCAUAAGCGAUAAACUUAUUAUGUAAUUGUAAUGUAAUUUAAAAUGUUAGAUUUAUGUAAAAUAAAUAGAAUAAUAUAUUUUGGAAAUCCUAGUUUCUUACUUUGUUUAGUCAAAAAAAUAUUUGUAAUUAUUAUUUUAGCAUUAUAAUGCUUUUAAAAUUAUGGCCGGCUUAUGAAUAUUAAAUUUUUGUUACUUUUAAAACCACUUCGUUAAAGGAACAAAAGUGAACGCACCUCUCCAAAGGAUUUCGAAUACUAUAUUAAAACCCUUACAUUACGUAUGAUUUUUCCACAGGGUGAAUGGAGCUUUAGGACUUACUUAUAUCAUUUAAACGAAUCCUACUUCCAUGUUACAUUUAAACACAUUGUUUUGAAAAGGAAUUUAAUAUUAAAUGAAAUCGAAUAAAUUGUAGCUUAUA